UUAUAUCGUACAAAUUGGUGUGAUAAUGUUGAUAAAAAUUAGAAAACGGUGACGGAAAAAAGUGUAGGAUGAUCUGGUCAAAAUUUGUAGAGCAACGAUCCAUUUGAAUUACUCCAUCGGACAUUUGAAGCGUCUUCUAUGAUUUUUAUCUCAUUGAAACCAGCCUUCUCAAUUUUACAGGUUUUAAUAUCGUGCCACUGAUUCCGUAAAUUUGCAGAUGCAAUUAAGAAAAGAGGACGCAAUAUCAUUCAUUAUUUUUAUAAGUGAAUUAUUAUUUCUCAUUCAAUUAUAUCACUAUAGAGAAAAUAAAUUUUUUGGUUAUCAAAUGAUAGAAAAUUUGAUAAAAAAUUUAGUACAAUUUUAUAAUUCAAAUCAAAUGGAACAUUUUAUAUUAGAUUAUAUACAGAAUUAUUUUCAAUGUUGCGGUUAUAAUGAAUGGCAUUAUGAAUGGUAUAAUAUUACUAGACAAAUAAUAAAAAAGGAUACAAAUCAAUUUAUUGAUUAUUGGGUACCAAAUUCAUGUUGUAAAAAAAUGUAUCAAAAUGAUAAAUAUUGUGGUUAUGCCAUUUAUCAUAUUCUUAUUAAUAAUAAUGAUUAUUUUAUUAAAUUACUGAAAUCUUAUCAACCAAUAUAUAUACCUAAUAAAUGGUAUAUCAAGUUAAAUAAUGAACCAUGUCCAGAAUUAAUUUAUAUUUGGUUAGGUGAAAUACCUGUGUAUUUAAUAAUGUUUGGUUUAACGGUUAUUGUUGCACGACUACUUUACACCAUAUAUAUUGUAUUAAAUUUUGUUAAAACAAACAAGUAGACUGGGUAAUUUAUGGACAUCAUUUUCAUGUAUGGAACACAUAUGUCUCUCAUACAUCACAUAAAAUCGUUUUUUUUUUAAUUUACUGUCAAUGUAGAUUGAAUGUUACAUUUUGUUGUUAAACAAUAA
Schistosoma curassoni is the source of this 934-nucleotide messenger RNA. The record is from the annotation of a GenBank genome assembly. NCBI's taxonomy places the organism in Eukaryota, Metazoa, Platyhelminthes, Trematoda, Strigeidida, Schistosomatidae.